This is a messenger RNA of Macrosteles quadrilineatus (aster leafhopper), 1504 nucleotides long. RefSeq names its product bromodomain-containing protein 4-like. Lineage: Eukaryota; Metazoa; Arthropoda; Insecta; Hemiptera; Cicadellidae. The record is from RefSeq and is a predicted model, not a curated record. The annotation marks the transcript as partial. The transcript is spliced from 2 exons.
GGCCAGUAUCCUCCGGGGUACCCUGGUCAGGGCUUGGUCCCCGGACCCACCUCCAUUCUCGGAGCUCUCUCGUCCAUCGCCCGCUACGACGACCUCCGCUGUGUCCCUAGGCUGCUGUGCGAGGUGGCCUCUGGGGCGAGGCCCGGCAGCUACGGUUAUCCGUCGUACACCCAGGAGAGUCCGGUGCCUUUCCUAUCCAAGGAUGCUUUAGUCACGCUGUUGACUGUGCUCAACUUCGUGGACGACUCCCCACUUCUAGUCUUCGGCAGAGCGGCACUCCUCGGGUACACCUCCAGGGGUGACUCCCGGGCUUGUCUCGUCGCCUACCCAACCUGUCCAAGGGACCCGGACCAUCUUGUCGACUACCUCAACAACCACAACGGAGGUUUCUUCAGGUUCUUCAACCAGCAGUUGCAGCAAUACGCACCCCAGUACCAACAGUACUAUCCUCAAGGACCUCCACCAUACCCGGGCCAAGGUGUUCCUCCUCCGUAUCCUCCACAAGGACCGUACCCUCCACAAGGACCGUACCCUCCACAAGGACCGUACCCUCCACAAGGACCCUACCCACCACAAGGACCCUACCCACCACAAAGACCCUAUCCUCCACAAAGGCCUUCCCCUCCCUACGCUCAAGGAUCAUUCCCUCCCCGACCAUAUCCUCCUCAAAGACCUUCAUCACAGUACCCCCAAAGACCUCUGAGGCCUUACCCAUCCUAUCCGUCCCCCGGGAUUCCCCAGCAGUACUCCUCUCAACACCAGAAGUACCAAAGCAGGAUACAGAACAAACCUGAGAACAUCCUUGAGUACAACUACUACACUUCUAACCCAGUAGACGAAGACGCUAAUCGACAAGCGUUCGCUGCAUUCCAGAACCAAGACAGUGGGAAAGACAAGUCUAAAUUAGUCUUCCCUGAUCAAGGAGCUCAAAGUACGCGAUUACAAAGUACCAGAAGUGGUAAAACUCUUCUGUUUCCUGUAGACGAUUCUAGAGACCAGUUGGUAUCUAAUAGAUUACCAGCUGAAAGACCGAUCACCAUGAUCUUCCCAGACCGCACUGGCACUGGGGAUCUUCGUCUUGACGUUGAUGAGUUCGGGAACUACAAGACAGUUUACUACGAAUCCUUACAGCACUUUGAUAACUCUAACAGAGGUUCCAGGCAAGUGGCGUUCCCCUCAAAGACGAUGCAAUUCCCAAAGAAAACUAUGCAAUUUCCAACGCAGUAAGUGCAGAUCUUUACUAUAACGAUUGGUUUCCCCAAGAAGAAGAUUAAAUUUCCCACAGGACACGCAGUUUCAAUUAAAGAGAAAGGGUGUUACCAUAAAAGAAGAGCUAAAAAUACUGUAAUAAAGUGCUCCACCAAAAUUGUUUGGCUUCUACGUAAAUGCAAUUUUCUAAACAUAAAAUGCAGUUGCACACCAGAUAUCAAUCACAGAAGAUGCAAAUUUCUCUGGAUUCAAUAAAUCCCCACAAAAAAUCCCACAAAUGUGGUUCAAAUUUCUA